Coprinopsis cinerea okayama7#130 is the source of this 1779-nucleotide messenger RNA. RefSeq lists its product as hypothetical. The record is from RefSeq and is a predicted model, not a curated record. NCBI's taxonomy places the organism in Eukaryota, Fungi, Basidiomycota, Agaricomycetes, Agaricales, Psathyrellaceae. The coding region runs from base 1 to 1779 and encodes 592 amino acids. The transcript has 4 exons.
AUGACUCUUGAGGACUGGUCACUGUCCGUGGCUGGUCUGGCCUGUGCCACAUCCUGUAUCGGAAAGUCGAACAAGAACAAGAGGAACAGAGAAGCUACCGUGGGACGGUUGAUCGAAGUGUUCGAUUACAUCGAGGAUUCGUUGGAGGCGCUCGUCCGCUCGGCUGUGGACCCUGUCAUUUUCGCUGCUGCCCUAGACAUGGAAGCAAUCCUGACCCUCGUAGCGACCAACAUCUCCAACAUGAUCAACCUCGACCCUCGCCUGGAAGCGCAUGUCUUCUCAUCCCCGAUCCUUACCAACAUCGUGCUCCGGAUGUGGACGAUGCGGAAACCGGACAACGAGGGAGAGGUGUAUCUCAACUACAGCCCCGAUCCCGACGGCGUCGACAUCCUCGACCUCGUCGCGAACUACCUUUCGAGACAGGAUGGCGUCAAUACCAUCACUUUGGCGCUCCUUUCUUCGAGAGUGAAGUUACGGGAGUUUGCGAAUGCUUUUGUUGCGAGGCUCGUCCAGCUCGCGCAGAACCCGCCACCGAGCACCGCGGAUGCCAUCUCCGGAAGAUCGAGGCACUUUUCACGGUUGUAUACCAUCGCUUCUGCUCUUGCGAAGGACCUCACGAUCUAUGGAGCGUUGAGGAGGGCUGGAUUCCUCCAGUGCUGGGCUCAGUCGCUGAGUAUUCUCCUCGCCAAUCCCCGACCGCGGGACUUCAAUGCGUUGGUGCUGAUAUCGCAUGCUUUCCUCCUCGCCUGGGACUCCAAGGGUGACGCGGUUUCUGCGGUCAGGGACGUCCUGGAGGGUGGAAUCAUCGACCCACUCGCCAAAGCCCUCUCGGUAGUCCGUCUAGGCGGUGACCUCGAAAAGAUCAACACUGCGAAACUCCUUAUCGUCAAGCUGGCGGAAUAUUCGUUCUGCCCGCGGACGCUGAGUGUGAUGGAUAUGCAAAUGCUCAAGGUUGGGAAAACUGUGCAUCAGCAGAUUGAGGAGAAGAAGGAGGUGGGGGAGCGGUGGGAGGCUUUGGUCAGUACGCUGGAGUGGAGGAAUAUGAUACGGAGGUUGACGUCGAAGAUGAAAUUGAAUAUCUGCGAUAAUGCGAUGCAUCCUCAUGACUUUGAGGAUCGUGCAUAUCUGAAGGACGGUCACGUACCGUUCAAAGGAUGCAGUGACUGCCACAUGGUAAUCUACUGCAGCAAGAAAUGCCAGCUAGAAGACUGGCGAAACAGACAUCGAGACGAAUGUAGCGAUAUGAGGAGAGCGUACAUCGACAGCAAGAACUCGAAGCGACGGUACCAUCAGUCGACGCGAGACUACCACGUCAAAUUCACAGAGUGGAUGUUCAACAAGUCCCAGAUGUCCAUCGACAUAAGUCUGAUGGAGAAAGGACUGCAGAACACCCAGGUCGUUACUAUCUCAGACUCCAGCAGAGGCCUGAACAUACGCUCUCUGGAUCACCGGACGUGGCACGAGUACUACAGCUACAGGCUGCCGUCCCUGUGUCCGGCGAUCGAUAAACGGGCGGACGACAUGAUCGAGGAAUUCAAGCGCAAUGGGACGGAGACGAGCUACCUCAUGGACACUGCCUUCACGAAUGGGCCAGAAGAGGCGGUUUCGGUCUUGGUGAGGUUGGAGAGGUAUUAUGAUAAGUUGACGAAGGGACCGCGAUGGACGGCUAUUCAGAGUGUUGCAAGAGUAGUGAAAACUCAAACGGGAGUGUUCCCCGGACGCUCAGAACUGUUCACAGAGAGGCCUGGGGUCCCAAGUCGAUUCACUCGCCGGCGAUAA